Molecule: messenger RNA, 315 nt
Organism: Bipolaris zeicola 26-R-13
Lineage: Eukaryota; Fungi; Ascomycota; Dothideomycetes; Pleosporales; Pleosporaceae
Exons: 3
Coding region: 1-315 (104 amino acids)
Source: RefSeq, a predicted model, not a curated record
AUGUGUGGGCUAUCUCCCACCGAAUUCGCCUCUUUGGCAUUUACCCUCUGGCUUUUGUUUCUUUUCCUUUUUCUGGUUCAUCUCAGUUUUAUUUUCCUGGCCGUUUCAUUAUUUUUCAGUUCAGGCACCGAGGGUCGAAGCUGUCGACUCGUAUAUGGCGCGGCCAGGGAAUUUCCAUUCAUUGGGAACGUCAUACAGGUUCGAGCGAGGUACUCUUACGAAAGAGAAGCAUCGGCAAAGCUUGGUAGAUUGAGGAGGGGCCUGGAGCAGAGGACCAGCCGGCCUACAAUAGCCCAGAAGGUAAAGACACUGUAA